CCCCGCCCCGCCUGGUGCGCGGGGAAAAGGGCCUGCCCGGGAAACGGGCCCAGAUCGGGCCGGGCAGCCCCGCGUGCCCCAGCCCGCCGCCAGGACCGUUCCCUGGCGGGGGGCCGGCCCCGAGCGCGCCCUGGUGGCGAGACCCCUCGGGGGAGCGGGUCCCAGCGCGAGGGCAAGCGGAGCAACCCGUGGAGCCCCGGAGCAGCGGGGCGGGCGAGCCCUUGUUUCCCGGGGAGCGUAGAAAGCCGGCAGUGCUGAAAGGAAUAGACUUGGGCACUUGCACAACCAAAUGGACAGUGGAUUACCUCAGCCAAACAGCAGGAACUAAAGAAGUAAAGAUUCAUGUUUCCACAGUGCCACAGAUGGACUUCCUCAGUAAGAACUUUGUAUAUAGAACAUUGCCCUUUGAUGUGUUUGUACGGAGAGCAGCUGAAGUCAAACAUAACGAGUACUUUAUAUCUGAGGAUGAGAAAUACUACUUGCGAUCACUGGGUGAAGACCCACGAAAGGAUAUUGCGGAUAUCAGAAAGCAGUUUCCUUCAUUAGCAGAAGAUAUUCAGAUCCCAGAAUAUUUUGAAAAGGAACAGUUCUUCUCCAGUGUCUUCCGCAUCAGCUCAGCAGGACUGCAACUCUGGACACACUAUGAUAUAAUGGAUAACUUCUUAAUCCAGAUAACAGGGAAAAAAAGAGUUAUACUGUACAAUCCUCGAGAUGCACCAUAUUUGUAUUUAGCAGGCACUAAAUCAGAGGUCCUAAAUGUGGAUAACCCAGACCUGGAGAAAUAUCCCCUUUUUAUGAAAGCCAGGCGCUAUGAAUGUUCUCUUGAAGCAGGCGAUGUGUUGUUCAUUCCAGCUUUAUGGUUCCAUAAUGUAAUUUCUGAAGAAUUUGGAGUGGGAGUGAAUGUCUUUUGGAAGCAUCUUCCUUCUGAGUGCUAUGAUAAAACAGACACUUACGGAAAUAAAGAUCCUACAGCUGCUUCCAGAGCUGUGCAGAUUUUGGACAGGGCUUUGAAAACACUGGAGGAACUGCCUGAGGAAUAUAGGGAUUUUUAUGCCCGGAGAAUGGUUUUACGCAUCCAAGAAAAAGCCUAUAGCACUAACUAUGAAUAAACAGUCAACAAGUCAACCAAACUCCUCUGAAAGUAGGGAGAAGUACAGAUAUGGAUACUGUACCUGAAGACACUUUGAGAAGACUUUAAUAAAAACAGUAGUGCUCA
Malaclemys terrapin pileata is the source of this 1216-nucleotide messenger RNA. RefSeq names its product tRNA-yW synthesizing protein 5 (gene TYW5). Lineage: Eukaryota; Metazoa; Chordata; Testudines; Emydidae. The transcript has 8 exons. Bases 363 to 1109 code for a protein of 248 amino acids. Gene Ontology annotation, molecular function: tRNA binding; 2-oxoglutarate-dependent dioxygenase activity. The record is from RefSeq and is a predicted model, not a curated record. Gene Ontology annotation, biological process: wybutosine biosynthetic process.